GAUGAAGAAAGCAUAUUGUCCUUCUCCAGCCUAUGAUAGCGAUGCAACUCAUCCGGAAAGUCCUUAUCCGAGUCGGAAUUGGGUUGAUGAUUUAGAUCUAUUUAAUGAUAUUAAAGCGACAGAUUCUAUUGUGCCGCGCCAUGCAAAGACAACCUCCGUCAGCGUUCAGACUGUUGUAUCCGGAAGUUUGAGAAGUGAAUCUACAAAGAAAAUCGAUUCAACUGGUCGAAUCCCAAAUUGCAUCGAAAAAUUAGAAGUUCUUGUCAAAAAAGCUCAAAACAAUUCAAAAAAAUUGCCUCCCUAUAGUAUUGCUUUGUUUCACACUUAUCUUAUUCAAUUAGAAACGUUUUUAAGAGAUUGUCGAGAGGAAACAACUCACGACACAAAGCGCUGCAUAGAAAUUUUUUGUGAUUCAGCAUUGUAUUUAACGAACGACGAAGCUGAAAUUUUGAUAACUUCGGUUGGAAAAUUCAUGAGUAAAAUCAUAUGGUUCAUAACUAGUGGCAAGAGUCACUAUCAGAUACUACAAGAAAAGCGUCAGACAGUUCUUUUGCACUUUGCUCAUCAUGAAUAUUUUUCAUUCCAACUAAUAGAAAAACUUGUUACUUGCUUGUGCACUUUAGCUCAAUCGAUCUUGCUAACUUACUUUGGAUUAUUGAACUCAGAAAGCGUAUGCGAAGCGCUCGAAAGAGUACACUUCAUUGCCCAAAUAGCCAUCGAAUGCUUAGUAAAUACGGAAAUCAAAUUUCAUAGAAAUAUUUCUGAUAGUCAACUAAAUUGCCUAAUUCAAGGAUUGGAGUGUGAUGCUGGGUGUUUAGUAGACAUCAACGACACUUUAGUGCAACUGAUGAAUACAGUUACUUCGGCCUUCAAAUUUAGACAACUUCAAGUUCUUCCUAAAGCAAAAGAUUUGUCAUAA
This is a messenger RNA of Dimorphilus gyrociliatus, 919 nucleotides long. The record is from the annotation of a GenBank genome assembly. Lineage: Eukaryota; Metazoa; Annelida; Polychaeta; Dinophilidae.